AUGGUUGGGGAACGUCCGAUGAUGGCAGAUAAGCAGAGAUACUCCACUCAGGAAACCGUACAGUUUUCUAGUUUUUCUAGUUUUUCUAGUUUUUCUAGUUUUUCUAGUUUUUCUAGUUUUUCUAGUUUUUCUAGUUUUUCUAGUUUUUCUAGUUUUUCUAGUUUUUCUAAUUUUUCUAGUUUUUUUAGUUUUUCUAGUUUUUCUAGUUUUUCUAGUUUUUCUAGUUUUUCUAGUUUUUCUAGUUUUUCUAGUUUUUCUAGUUUUUCUAGUUUUUCUAGUUUUUCUAGUUUUUCUAGUUUUUCUAGUUUUUCUAGUUUUUCUAGUUUUUCUAGUUUUUCUAGUUUUUCUAGUUUUUCUAGUUCUUCUAGUUUUUCUAGAUUUUCUAGUUUUCUAUUUUCUAGUUUUUCUAGUUUUUCUAGUCUUUCUAGUUUUUCUAGUUUUUCUAGUUUUUCUAGUUUUUCUAGUUUUUCUAGUUUUUCUAGUUUUUCUAGUUUUUCUAGUUUUUCUAGUUUUUCUAGUUUUUCUGGUUUUUCUAGUUUUUCUAGUUUUUCUAAUUUUUCUAGUUUUUCUAGAUUUACUAGUUUUACAAGUUUUUCUAGUUUUUCCAGUUUUUCUAGUUUUUCUAGUUUUUCUAGUUCCAGCAAUGCGCGGUUCUCGGAUCGAUCUCUGGAGGCGGAGGCGUUGGCAAAACGACGGCGGGUGCACGGGGAAGCGAACACCGUACCAACAGCCUACUGCACUACCUACCUACCGACAUGA
This is a messenger RNA of Malaya genurostris, 759 nucleotides long. RefSeq lists its product as uncharacterized. The coding region runs from base 1 to 759 and encodes 252 amino acids. Lineage: Eukaryota; Metazoa; Arthropoda; Insecta; Diptera; Culicidae. The transcript is spliced from 5 exons. The record is from RefSeq and is a predicted model, not a curated record.